Messenger RNA from Gastrolobium bilobum, 977 nucleotides. RefSeq lists its product as uncharacterized. Bases 89 to 661 code for a protein of 190 amino acids. Lineage: Eukaryota; Viridiplantae; Streptophyta; Magnoliopsida; Fabales; Fabaceae. The record is from RefSeq and is a predicted model, not a curated record. The transcript has a single exon.
CCCAUCUUAAUUUUAUCCUUCUAGUUGUCUGAGACAUUUGGAACAAAUUUAGCCAUUCUCUGAUCUUCCGAAUUUCACUUCAAGUGUUAUGGCAAAUUUUGGAACUACGCAGAGAAUACCCACCUCCUUGACACCUUCAUCCACUAUUAAUACUCAUGAACCAAAAGGACCUCAAGAAAAGCUAUACAGUGAUUUGAAAAUCUACUGGCCCUUUAACAUUCCCUUGACUUCAGAAGCUGCAGCAAUUCGCAUCAUAAGAAACUUGAAGAAUCUUGGGGUAUAUUACACACUCUUUUUGUGGAUCAUACUCUUCAUAACUCUCAUCCCUCAGCGUAAGAUGUCCUUGAUUCUGUUGGUUAUCAUGACCUAUGUGACUACCCUUUACUGUUUAAUGCUAAGGGCAUGUCCCAAUUCUGUUGUGCUUCAUAGAAGCAUAGAUAAAAGAUUUGUAUUGGCUUUGUUAAUAUUUGCAACAGUUGUGCAGCUGAUUUUGACUGAAGCAGGUAUUCAUCUUGCAGUGACUUUAGCUUGUGCUGUGCCUAUAGUUUUGUUGCAUGCAGUUUUAUGGGUUAGUCACUAUGCCUUUGAGAUUGAGGAUACUUCUUCUUGUACUCAAGAAAUGGCUCAUCUUGCUGGCCAUAAAGAAGCAGAGAAUGUUUGAUUUUUGUUGUUAAUAUAUAUUAAUCCUCUCUAUAGUUUUAACUUGCAAUUGCAAAUUGUAAGCGAUUAUUGCAAUGCAGGUUACAGUGUGUGUGCUUGGAAUUAUUUUAAGUUUGUACAACUUUCAUUUGUUUUUUUAUUCAUAAUUCAUUUAAUAAGACUUUAUAUAUACUAUCUUAUUAAAUUAGUUAGGUAGAAGUUUUUAUAUAAGAGGUAAGUUAUAUUUACAAACUACUUGUUUGCAAACUCUUACCCGAGAAUGCAUUUCUAACCGAGUCUAUUCCUAGGAAUACAUAGUUGAGUUUGUAAUUAUAAUU